AAAAUUUUAUUAUUUAUUGGGUUUCCUGUCUUUUUUUGUUUUGUUUAUAGACCUUGUUUGUCCGGUCAGAUGAUCUUCAAAACUUCAGACUAUGAAGAAGUGUUUAAACUUUGCCCAAUGGCAUUCUAACCAGUUGUCUUUCUUUAUAAUGUGUUAACAGUAUGUUGUUUGGUUAAGUUUAUUGAGAGCCCCAUGUAUGCAAAGUAACACGUCGCCUCGCUGACGACUGACUAUAAUGAAAGUUCAACACAAGGAUGCUGUGUAGUAGGAAAGCAUUGCCUCACCCCCGCGAUGGUCCAUGGGCAUGGCUUGUUUGUUUUUGUUGCUUUUCGAUAAAUUUUAUCAUUUUUGGUCUGGCACUUGCUUAUGGGGUUCUGCUACCAGUCUUCAUGAAGGAAUUUAAUACAAGUAAAGGUGUAACAGCAUGGAUUGGUUCUUUAUCAAUGGCAUUGUCCUUCGGUUGUGGUCCCUUAUCUGUAAAGAUCAUUGCUAUCUUUGGAGAGAGGCCUGUUGGUGUCUUYAUUGGUUUUACAGUGGCUGGUCUAGUACUUGCAAGCUCAUUUGCAAAGAAGAUUUCAAUACUGUUUAUUACGUAUGGUGCUUUGUAUGGGAUCUGCGCAAACCUUCUUUUAUGUUCAACAACAAAAAUUCUUCAAAAAUAUUUCAAAAGGCAUUUUGGAACAGCUUGUGGAAUUACAACCUCAGGGGGGAGCGUUGGAGUUCUUGCACUCUCUCCUUUGAUGCAAGCACUUGUUGAUCUUCUGGGAUGGCGUACUGCAUUACAAGUCAUGUCUGGUGUUUUGGUGCUUUCUGCUUUGGCUUGUUUUUCAUUUGAUCCAAAUGUGGAAAAUGAGAAAGUAGAACAUCACAUUAGUUCUGAAGGUGAACAUUCGACGACAAAGCAACAUGGACGAAACUUUGACUGUUCUAUAUGGAAAAGUCCAAAAUAUACUAUUGCUACAAUAUCAAUCUUCUUAAACUUUUUGUGUUUGCUUGUACCCCUGGUACACUUGGUAACAUUUGCAAAAGACCGAAACAUACCUCCAUCMAAAUCAUCCUUACUUUAUAUCGUCUCUGGCGCCUGUUCAACAAUAUCACGAAUUGUUAUUGGAAAAAUUGUCGACAAGAAAUGGCUUAAUCCACUUCAUUGCAUUCAACUUGGCUCAUACAUCAUCGGUCUCUCGCUCAUAUUCUUCACGUUGGCCAAAACGUACUUCCAUUUCAUUCUUUGUAUAUUUUUCUAUGCUAUUGGAAAUGGUAUGUUUGUUACAACUCAAUACAAUUUUCUCCUGACGUGUUUUAAAGAACGAAAGAAGAGCUACUUYGGCUUGACCAUGUGUUAUGUGGUGACGUCAUUUGGGCUUCUUUCUGGAACUCCUAUCGCCGGUUUUGUUGCCGAUGCCUUCAACUCGUACAUCCCUACGUUUUAUUUAUUUGGAGGUUUGAUUAUAUUCUCUGGGACUCUUCCUUUUCUCCUUCUAUUAUUGAAGCCGAGAGAGGAAAAUACCGAGUUUGACCAACAGUUACAGGUCAUAGGAUCUAGACUAGCUAAUGCUCGAKCAUCACAAAUAAUAAAUUUAUAGAUUUUUAACUACUUUUAUGAAUAUAGCACAGUGCAAACACUCAAAGCAUGAAGUAUUGCUAACCAGUGCUUUUAGUGUCGAUUAGACAAUAGAAAACAACGUUAUUUWUUAUAUGGUUGAAUAAAAUUGUGCAAUUAAAUUGGCUUAGAGGAGUGAUAUUUAUCCUUCAAAUUGUACAAUUUUAUUCAAACAUUUUAUAAACAAAUAAUAGCAUGUUUUGUACGUGGAAUUUGGGAUAAAUACCACUAGUGAUAUUUCAAAAUUUGUCACAAAUUUUGUUUGACAAUUUUGAAAUAUCACGCGUGGUAUUUAUCCCAAAACCACUACAAAACAUGCUAUUACCUAUACUACUGUGCAAGCUUUUUGCGUUUGCAGUCCAAAGAUAUUUAUAAGUAGCAUUUCAAAUGAUAUUUUUAUAAAGGGAACGUAUGACAGUAUAUAUGCUGAGAAUAAUAUCUACAUAUAUGGUAAAAAAAAAAUACAUUUUAUAGUAGUUUUUUUACGAGCCUCAAACGCUACUUGUAAAAAAUACAUAAUAUUUUAGUGAUACAGUGCGGGCACUUAUAAAUCUGAAGUUCAAAGUAAGGGCAGAAUUAUGCCCUUGUUUCUUAUGGUAUAAUAUAGGAUAAUACACAAUAUUCUUUAGUGUUUUAUGACAAGUUUUGCUGUUUAUCGCUACAUGAUAACGAACAAUAAUGAAUUAUUUCAAAGAAUAUCAUAUCAUAUUUUCUAUUAAUAUUGUAGUAUUUUUCAUGGCGAAAUUUACUGAAUAAAUAAUAUUAAUAAUAUA
Messenger RNA from Exaiptasia diaphana, 2373 nucleotides. Its product is annotated as monocarboxylate transporter 3. Gene Ontology annotation, molecular function: transmembrane transporter activity. The transcript is spliced from 6 exons. The record is from RefSeq and is a predicted model, not a curated record. NCBI's taxonomy places the organism in Eukaryota, Metazoa, Cnidaria, Anthozoa, Actiniaria, Aiptasiidae. Gene Ontology annotation, biological process: transmembrane transport. Bases 255 to 1583 code for a protein of 442 amino acids.